CCUACCUUUUCUGCGAGUCGCCUCUUUGCCCUGACUCUGGAACACCAGCUAACCUAUCCCCAUUCUAAAAUCAAAUAGAGCAUCUGGAAAUAGUAUGACGCCAGACUCCGAAUUCACAGCUUCCUCUUCAUUCCAGAAUGUCGUGGUUUUCUAAGAGUAGAAGUUUAAAAGAGGAAGAAGGAGAAUAGGAGUAGACGACAUUAAUUGCUUCAAAGCCAAUAUGUCCACUUGCACAAUUCGAGGUCGGCUUUUUAUGUGUAGCCCCAUUACUUUUACGAUCUGAUACAGAAUAGAGCUAUGACUUCUGGAACUGGAAGACCAGAAACCUCAGAUUGCGUUGGGGAAUUUUCUCUAUCCGAAUUUCGUAAUUUCAUUUCGGGAGCGACUAGUACGCAGCGGGGACGGUAUGGUUUUCCCUCCGUUGGCAGUGGGCCUGGUGCUCCUCAGCAAGUGAAACCCAAAGAAAUUGUCAGGAGUGCAAUUUAUCUCUUGAAAACUCUCCCUUUGGCGAGAGAUGCCGCUCUCAUAUAUCUGUCUGGUCUCUUUGAUGCAUCUGUUACUCGAUACGUCUCACAAUUGCAGACCCUGCAGCCUUCCCAAGGAGGAGUGUCGGCAUCAUCACGAUCGAACGAGGAGGAGUUGGAAGAUGCAGCAAUUCAAGAAGUCUUGGAUACACUUUCAGGAUUCUUGUGGGAAAGCCCUCAUUGGGCACCCAUUAUCUCAUCCUGGUCUAUGGAUCUCCUUGGGGAACUGUCAUGCAAGUAUGCAUCUAGGGCACAAUUCCAAUUGGGUGGAGGGCUGAAUGAAGAACUUCAGGUGUGGUUGUCAUGCCAAGUGACCCGGUCUCUCAUUGAUCUCACUGCCCAGUGCUUCUCUUCUCAACUCUCCUCUCAAUCAGAUGCUUCUAUCACUGCAUUACUUGACACAAGCAUCAAGCACAGUCCCCAUUUUGAUUGGGUGGUUGCACACAUUGGCAGCUGCUUCCCACAGACUAUCAUAAGUCAGGUCCUUCAAUGUGGCCACAAGAACUAUCACUUUUCUAUGAAUGGGGCCAGUGUCAGAGGAGAUAAGGUUGGGUCAGUAGUGGGAAUUCUGGGACACUUAGGUAGCAGUCAUUAUGGUGGCCUCAAGUCUGCACUUGUUCUCAUGUUCAGGGGAAUCCAAGAGGAUCCAUUGAAGGAAGAGAAUCUCUCUGUUGUACCCUACAUCAUUCAACUUUGUUCCAUGUCACAUCUUUUGCUCCAAGCUGCCACUGAUGACCUUCCACAGCUCUUGUCAAGAGAGAUGAUUGAAUGCCUGUCAAAGCAGGCUCCUCAAUGGCUGGGGAAGUAUUUCUCAACUGCCCCAGUCCUUAUUGGGAUGUUGGUCAACCUCCUCCUUCAAGUGGAAACAUCUGGCCCAGUACUCAUUCAGCUCCUUCUGGACCUGGCCAUCAAUCCACCUGGCAGGAAUAUCACCCUGCAGAACAUAAUUGGGGAGACAUCUCAUCUCCUGCUCAUGUACCUGAUCAAGGAGGCAUAUGGGCUGCUGCGGAGUCGAGGUCGAAUGACACAGAUGAAUCUAGGCCUUGUAUCCUCUGUCAAUAAUCCCCUCAUCAAGAGCUUCUGUGAUUCCCUUAAAAAUUUUCUCCCACUAAUGCUGGAUGAGUCCAUGGUGAGGGCAAAAUUUGCCACCAAGCUAAUGGCUGCUCUUGCACUCAUGCCUGGUAAUUGUGCAGCUGUCAAAGUACUCAAGUAUCUACUUGGACAUUCAUCAUCUGGUCAGCACCUUGGGAUCUUGGUGGAGAUGUUGAAAUGCAUUGAAGGCAUCUGCCCAAAUGCAUUUUCAAAUGCUCUUAGGGAAUCAUUCCAUGAACUUUCAGAUGGAAUGUCAUCAGGGCAAACACUGCAUAAUGUGCAUUCUCUUGUGGUGUGGGAGGCACAGAAUAUGGAAAAAGUCCAGAUUCAUUCUGGAAUUCGAUCUGGUAUUACAGAGCAUUUUUCUCAGCUGGUUGGUCUUUUGUAUUGUGAACAACUUGCCCAACCUACAGUUGAGAUCUUGGCUCUCCUUCCUUUUCCUAGUCAGCUCAAACUGCAUCAUGUGAUGAAGCUUGUCCAUGGACUUCUUCACUUCUUCUUCUCUGCUUUGGACUUUAAGUGCUUUGAGACAAAAGUUCUUGCUAUUCGUCGGACGGGAGAUCUACUUCAAGUGACCAGUGUGUUGUACCCAUUUGCACGAAACAUCAUCAUCCGUGGGCUCAUUGAGGGAGCAUUGAUUAGCAAGCACAAUCAAUAUUUUGGAGCACACAUUCACAUCCCAGUGAAGUCAUCUGACAUGAAACUGAUGAAGGAGAAUCAGAAACUUGGAUCAAGGGUCAUUCUUCCACACAGUCAUUCCUCUGUCUUCCAUGCUGGGGUUAUUGGUCAGGGACUCAAGAAUCAUGAGAAGAAAACUAUUUUCCUGGGAGAAGAGCUUCUCUGGAAUACUCAACUCCUCAUCAACACAAUUCAGAAAUGCAGUGAAGUGCAGCAGGGGGGAGGGAAAGGGGAAAAAGAAAGGGAGAAGACAGAUGAGGGGAACCUGUUAGACCUGGAACCUGUGGCUGGCCUCCUUGUGGAACUCCUCACUCCUGAUGUCCUCUACAAUGGAUUCCAAUGGCCUGAAGAAGACUUCAUCAAGGUGACAAUUGAGAGAGAUCUGGAGAUCUGCCGUAAGCUGGCUGAGCUCCCCAUUGUAUGGGACUUACUGUUUCUGGUUGCUUCCUACUAUCCAGCACUGCAUUGUUGUAGCAUCAUCCUCCGGGCUGUUGUGGCCAACCUCAUCCAGUUCUGGAGCACCAGGCAGGGUAGCAGGUCUCAAGAUUGGCCCAAGCAGGUGCAAGAGACCCAAAGGAUUAUCUAUCUCAUGGGCAGAGGCCAAUUACUACCUCUUCCUUUUUCUCUGGCACAUGAGAUCAUUCCUCUCCUUGCUCCUUUUGAGGUGCAUGGGAUCCUGUCAGACAUCUGGCAUUUCAUGCGGGAGAAUUUUCCAACUCCCAUCGUAGAUGGAUCCCGACUCCAUUGGCCAAGUUCCUCAUUGGCAUCACUCAGGUGCAACAGGAAGUUUACUGAGAAGCUGAGACUCAUUUGCAUAAAUAACAUGGACAGACUGGGGAUAUUUUACAGCAAACUUCUUCCCAUAGAGUAUGAGGCUUCCAAUAUGGAUUGUGGGGGAUGUUGAUCCUUACUGUAUGUUUAUUGGAGAAAUAAACCAGUAUCUGGUGAAAAGAUUA
This is a messenger RNA of Darwinula stevensoni, 3250 nucleotides long. NCBI's taxonomy places the organism in Eukaryota, Metazoa, Arthropoda, Ostracoda, Podocopida, Darwinulidae. The record is from the annotation of a GenBank genome assembly.